CAUUUAGAAUAACUUCUAAACUCUCUUUGGGUAAGUUAAAACUUUGAAGUUUUACUCGAUUAAAUUGUGAUAAAAAUUCAUCAAAUAGCUAGAUAAUUUCUAAGUAAGAUAAAAUAUCAGAUAAACGUUAAUCUACUUUUGGCUUCUUAUUACAAAAAAACUAAAAGAUGUUCAGGUCUAUUAGUAAACACAUCCUAUAUUUUGUUAAAAGAUUAUAAUAUGAAGAAACAUGUUCCUAAAAAUUAUAAAAAGUAUUUAUAAAUAUGCCAAGCUACAGAAUACUAGUGUAAAACACAGUAUAUAAUUACUUCUUCGUUUUCACAGACAAAAUCAAAGUCCAUGAGGGCUAAAAAUUCUAAUUAAUAUAUGUGAUUAAAGCUACUAAAAGUUAAUGAGGGAAAGAUCUUUGUAUUCAAAGAAAGUAAAAUGUAUGUUUUCAGUAAAGGAUACAUAAGGACUACAGAUAUUUUUAUUUGUUUUGUUAAAAAAUAUAAAUUUGUCUAACAGUACUAGAAAAAAAAAGGGAAGGAAGACGUGGAACAAAUUCUAAAUGUAAGAAGCAAGUGACAGAAAGUUUGUGAAAGUAAAAACCACAAGAAAAGAGUUUCAUACGUAGUUAGUGUAGGUAGCCUUCAGGGUGCUCAACACCUGAGAUAUGACAAAAGAAAUGAAAGAUGACCCAGAGAUGCAGAUGCAAGAUACCCUGCUCAUGGUGAUCCUCCAGUCUGCUCAAGGUCAGCCAAGGGAGAAGGAGAAGAUGCCAUGGUUGCAGACAUUCUUCUCUCCAGCAACUUUGGGGUCUUGAGCUUAUGUGGUUUCAGCUAUGCACGAGGAAGAAGCUCUAAAUGACAACCACCCUGGACCUGACCGCUUUGAACUGGACCAGACCCGCCAAGACCGCAAGCACAGGAAUGCCACCUAUGCCAAGAGGCGAAGAGUUGUACUAAAGUAUCUGGAAAGGAAGCAUGGCAGAUUUCAGGACUUUUCUCAGAAACACAAAACCAGCUUUCGGUACAUCUUCUGGGGCAUCUUAUUAGCUGGUUACCUGGCUGUGGUGAUCGCUGCGUGUGCCCUCAACUUUCACCGAGCCCUUCCUCUCUUCGUGAUCACCGUGGCUGCCAUCUUCUUUGUGGUCUGGGAUCACUGUAUGGCCAAAUAUGAGCAUCGAAUCAAAGAGCUCCUGUCUCCUGGCAGAAGGUUUCUGGACAGCCAUUGGUUCUGUCUGAAGUGGGUGAUUUGGAGCUCUCUGAUCCUGGGAGUUGUUUUCUGGCUGAUCUUUGACACUGCCAAAUUGGGCCAACGGCAGCUGGUGUCCUUUGGUGGGCUCCUAGUGUACGUUAUCCUGCUAUUUCUAUUUUCCAAGCACCCAACCAAAGUUCGCUGGAGGCCUGUCCUUGGGGGAAUUGGGUUACAGUUUCUUCUUGGGCUCAUAAUACUAAGGACUGGCCCUGGACUUAUGGCUUUUCAGUGGUUGGGCAAGCAAGUUCAGACCUUCUUGGAGUACACUGACGCUGGUGCUUCCUUUGUCUUUGGUGAGAACUACACAGACCACUACUUGGCAUUUAAGUACCUGCCAAUGCUCGUUUUCUUCACGGCCGUCAUGUACAUGCUCUACUACCUAGGACUGAUGCAGUGGAUCAUUAGAAAGAUUGGAUGGCUUAUGCUGGUUACUGUGGGAUCAUCUCCUAUUGAAUCUGUAGUUGCUGCUGGCAAUAUAUUCAUCGGAUAUACAGAGGCUCCACUGCUGGUCGAAGGGUAUAUAAAAGAUGCCACCAGGUCUGAACUCCAUGCAAUCAUGACCACUGGGUUUGCUACCAUCGCUGGGAAUGUCUUAGGCCCAUACAUUUCUUUUGGGAUUUCACCCACUCACUUGUUAACUGCUUCAGUUAUGUCAGCACCCGUGUCAUUGGCUGUGGCUAAACUCUUUUGGCCUGAGACAGAAACACCUAAAACAACUGUCAAGGAUGCCAUGAAAAUGGAAAUAGGUGAUUCGAGGAAUCUCCUAGAAGCCAUAUCACAGGGAGCAUCUGCAUCCAUCUCCCUGGUGGCACACAUCGCUGUGAAUAUGAUAGCCUUCCUGGCCCUGUUGUCUUUUGUGAACGCAGCCCUGUCCUGGUUUGGAAACAUGCUUGACUACCCACAGCUGAGUUUCGAGCUAAUAUGUUCCUACAUCUUCAUGCCGUUUUCCUUCAUGAUGGGAGUGGACUGGCAAGACAGCUUUAUGGUUGCCAAACUCAUAGGUUAUAAGACAUUCUUCACUGAAUUUGUGGCCUAUGAACGCCUCUCAAAAUUGGUGGAUUUAAGGAAAGAGGCUGGACCCAAAUUUGUGGAUGGUGUGCAGCAAUAUAUGUCAAUUCGUUCUGAGACAAUCGCCACUUACGCUCUUUGCGGCUUUGGCAGUAUCAGUUCCCUAGGAUUAGCGAUCAAGACUCUCACAAAUAUAGCAGAUUUCAGAAGGGAUGACAUCGCUGCAGUGGCAGGGAGAGCUCUGAUUGCAGGGACCAUCUCCUCCUUCAUCAUGGGCUGCAUUGCAGGCAUCCUUUCCAGCACUCCUGUAGACAUCAACUGCCAUCACAUUUUCGAGAACACCUUUGCCUCUGGCUUACCUCAAAACACAACCGAUGUGGUGUCCUGUUGCCAGAGCCUACUGAGCAGCACUGUUGCCGUGGGUCCUGGGGAGGUCAUCCCAGGAGGGUACCACAGCCUGUCUUCUUUGAAGAACUGCUGUGAAUUGUUGAAGCCAUCAACACUGAACUGCACUUGGAUCCUUGAUGAACUCUGAGUUCAGCUACUUCUCCAACAGAACUCUAAGUACAGAUGCUGAACUUUCUACUUCGGGGAGAAAAGAAAACACUAUUCUCCACAGAUUUGUACUUCCAUCAUGGAGUCAGCUUUAACUGGAAUGAAGAAAAACGGGAGUGCACCCUUCAGAUCUAGAGCAUCUUCCUCCCCUCCUCAGCCCCUUCCUGCUGAGAACUACUAUAGUGUCCCAAAGUGAGGUGUUGUCUCCAGUCCCCCAAAUGUCUUCCAGUCUUAGAAUUUUAGGACAUUUAACCAGAACGCAGGUAUAAAUGAUGGCACACAACGACUGGGCUGUGACUCGGCCGUACUCAUUAGUGUGAGUCUCUGAGUAAUCCAGAGUGACCCACUUUAAAAUCAUCUCAUGCGAGGUCUCUGCUUUCAUCCUGGCUGAGCUGAAAUAGCCUAACAGGGAAUCUCAGGUGGAAGAGGACCAGUCACAUAUCACCCACUCAUUACCUGCCCUGAGGAAGUCCCACAGAAAUCAGGAGUCCUUCAGGAGAGCGCCUAGACCAUUCCAAAGUUAGGUUUUCAAUGCCAUGUGCUUUGAGUUAUACCAGUCAGCUUAAGCUGAACUAUGCUGCAGUAACAAAUACUUCAAAACCCUGGUGGCUUACACGUUUAUUUUUCAAUCAUAUUAUGUGUUUAAUGGGGGCCAAUUUUGGCUAUAUUCCAUGUUGUCUUCAUUUCCAGGACCCAGGCUAAAGGAGCAGCCCCUAUGUGGGGCAUGUUCGUCUUAUGGGAGAGGGAAAAUAAAGGUGGGGACCACAUGAUGACUCUUAAAACUUCUGCUAGGAAGUGACACCCUUCACUUCCACUACAUUCUAUUAUCCAAAGCUAGUCAUGUAGCAAGCAUGAGUCAAUGGCCAUAGAUGAUUUAUCCUGUCAUUGGGAGCUAUAGCGAAUAUUUUGAAGAAAUAAUAUGAUGUACCACAUGGGUACAUAAUAUCCAUGUCUACCUUUGAGAAGUCAACCUGUUCUAGGGCAUAACUGUAAGCCUAUUCAUGUGCGAAUUUGAUUAUGUUCCUGGUGAAAAGACUGGAAAAUGGUGCUACUCUUUAGUCAAAAUCCACAUAAGGACUAUUUGAAGAAGAAAACCUUUUACUGAUACUUCCAGAAGAGCAUCAGCAUCAAACUUGUUUAAUGGGUAUCAAAGAAGAACCUUAACGGGUUCUGAGACAUAAUGUGUCUCAGAAGAAAAUUCAGAAAUGAUGGUGGGCUGCUCUUUAAGGAAAUGCUCAUCAUCAAUGCCCUUAAAAGCAUAAGGAUCACAUUUUGUGAGAAAAUGCAAACAGUAAUGACUGGAUUAAAAGGUGAUUCACGCAAAAGAAAGCAUGUGAAAAAUGUUUUGGAAUACCUUAGGUUAUUUAUAUGUUUUCCCUUUUGUUCAUGCAUAAGAGUAAUUUUUCUAAAUGCAUGUGUGACUAGUUGCUUUUUAUGUGUGUGAUGGUAGUUGGUGGUGGUGGUGAAGGAGGGAGCUAAAUGCCUACAGGACUCUUAAUCUCUGAAGUACAGUAUGCUAGGAUAUUUCUAAUUAUUCACCAUUUGAAUUUUUCUUGGAAAAAUUUUUCUUGAAACUCAAUGUGUCCUUUCAGUAUUUAGACCUUCACUUAGCAUUAUAUACUUACCUGUCUUUCCCUCCGUUCUCAGUGCUCUGGUGUCAGCCUUCAUAAAAGCCUGUGGCACAGUGUGUCAGGGAUGCCAGUUAUUCACAUGUUGGAUCUCCUUUUUAUGUUAUCGCUAUUAUUUUUCUAACUCUUUUUUUUUCUCCUUUUAACUCUUUGCAUUUUUCUAUUCUGUUUUAUUCCUAAGAAUCUCUUUCUGAGAGAAUCUCUUUGCUCUUUCUAGAGUGUCUUUCUGGCCAACUAAUUUUCAAAUUCUGUCUGUUGUCAUUACUGUUUCUUGGCUAUUUGUAGCUCUUCUCUGGGUUCCUUUUUUCUUUUUUUCAAGAAAAACUCAGUGCCUUUUUUUUUUUUUUUUUACUAUUUCAUCAAAAAGUAUCCAAUCUUAAUAAAAAGUGAUGAUGUUAUACACAGACACACAUCCUUCUUCCUACCCUGUUCACCCCAGCUCUCUUUCUAGUACCACACACCCCUGAGAUUAUUAUUGUUAAUUAGCAUAUGCACCUUUCUCCAAAAUUAUAUAAGAAAAUGGGGAAGUUGCUGUUUCUACAAAACUAGAAUGAGCUUCUUAACAUACCACCUUCAACUUCUUUACACUUGGCAAUACACUUUGGAAAUUCCUACAUGUCAUUAUAUAUUGUUCUAGCUCUAUCCCUCCUUUCCCCCUAGUGUGUGUGUGUGUGUGUGUGUGUGUGUGCAAUUCUACAUAAAUGAGAUAAUGUACAUGCUUGGGAUGGGAGGGAGUUAGACCUUUAAUUUUCUUUCCACUUGCUUCCCUCCUCCUCUCUCCUGCCCUAGCUCACCACACACAGGUAACCCAGGUUAAAUAACUUGAUUUUUUUUAACAUCACUGUACUUUUUCCUGCCCUUUUUUUCAUGUUUAGAUAAUAUUUUACAAACAUAUCCACCUAUUGAGGAUAGGGAUGAUUGUUUCACACUACACAUCUUCCUUGACUUACAAUGCAGUUAUGUCCAGAUAAACGCAUUGUUAGUUGAAAAUAUGUCAAAAUUGCAUUUAAUGCUCCUAACCUACUAAACAUUAUAACAGCCCAGCCUACCUUAAACAUACUCAGAACACUUACAUUAGCCUAAAGUCAGGAAAAAUCACCUAACAGAAAGCCUAUUUUAUAAUAAAGUGUUGAAUAUCUCA
Messenger RNA from Equus quagga, 5571 nucleotides. Its product is annotated as solute carrier family 28 member 3-like. NCBI's taxonomy places the organism in Eukaryota, Metazoa, Chordata, Mammalia, Perissodactyla, Equidae. Gene Ontology annotation, cellular component: membrane. The record is from RefSeq and is a predicted model, not a curated record. Bases 824 to 2782 code for a protein of 652 amino acids. Gene Ontology annotation, biological process: pyrimidine nucleoside transport; purine nucleoside transmembrane transport. Gene Ontology annotation, molecular function: pyrimidine- and adenosine-specific:sodium symporter activity; purine-specific nucleoside:sodium symporter activity. The transcript is spliced from 17 exons.